AUGCCUUCCGUUCCCGCAAUAAUCGGGGACUUCUCUGUCCUUCCCGUAACGGUUCCGCCAUUACCAUCAUUCCCCAAAAAUGUUGUCCACUACCUCUACGUGCGGCGGAAUAACCCCAAAAUCCCGACAGCCACCGAUGCUCGUAGCCUCUUCCUAACCAAUGUUCCCGUCGACAGCACCGAGGUCCAUCUUCGCGCCUUGUUCGCCUCACUAGUAGGCGCAGGCCGCUUUGAGAGUGCGACGUUUGAGGACGAGCGAAAAGACGCGCAUUCACAGUCCCACUCACCAAUUGACGUCGCCCAUCCAGCCCACGUUGCCCGCCCGCAGCAAGCCCACAGCAAGAAGCGCAAGCGCGAGGACGAGGAGGUUGAACGAGCGCGGGGGGAAGAAGCGGCGACCCGUCUGCCGAGCACGUGGACCCGGCCGCUGCGCAGGAGCGGCAGCACGGCAGUGGUUUUGCUGGCCGACGAGAAGAGCGUGGAGCAGGUGCUCAAGGCGAUCGCCAAGACGCACAAGACUAAGAAGUACCCUACGUGGGGUGACGACAAUUUGCCCCAGGGGAAGGUGUCGCCGCUGGGCUCUGUCUGGCUCAAGGCGCACAACAGGCUCUCAUACCCCGACAGGCAGCGGUUGCAAGCGUCGGUGGACGCCUUCUCGGCGCUGUUUGCUCGGCGGGAGCAGGAAGCCGCCGAGAUUGCCAAGCGGCUGCGGAACGAGCCGGACGAGGACGGCUUCGUCACGGUCACCAGGGGUGGCAGGGCGGCGCCGGCUAGCCGCACCGAGGCAGAGGAGGCCAAGCGGAAGAUGCUGGAGAAGCAGGAGAAGAAGAAGGAAGAGCUCACCAACUUCUAUCGGUUCCAGCUGCGCGAGCGCAAGAAGGCGGAGCAGGCGGAGCUGCUCAAGAAGUUUGAGGACGACCGGAGGAAGUUGGAGGCGUUGCGGGUCAAGAGGGGCAAGUUUGUACCCGAGUCGUGA
Messenger RNA from Parathielavia appendiculata, 975 nucleotides. RefSeq lists its product as uncharacterized. The transcript has a single exon. NCBI's taxonomy places the organism in Eukaryota, Fungi, Ascomycota, Sordariomycetes, Sordariales, Chaetomiaceae. The record is from RefSeq and is a predicted model, not a curated record. Bases 1 to 975 code for a protein of 324 amino acids. Gene Ontology annotation, cellular component: UTP-C complex; CURI complex. Gene Ontology annotation, biological process: rRNA processing; ribosomal small subunit assembly.